AUGGGCUGCGCCGCCCGCUGGUCGUGCGCCAUCCUCGCCCUCCACGCCUGCGGGCUCGGCGUCUUCUGGUGGCGGCUGGCGGCGCCUCCGCCCGAGCUGGCCACAGAGGCGGCGGUCGUCUCGCUGCACGACGCCGAGCCGCGCGACGCGGACGGCUCCCUGGCGGCACUGGGCUCGGCGCAGGCGAGCGGCGACGCGCCCACGCGGAGCCGCCUGACGCUGCCGUGGACGUCCUCCGGCUCCGCGUGCGAGAUCGACCGGCUGGCGGCCCAGCAGGCGUCGGCGGCGCGAGCAGCGGGUGGCGCGGCCGGCGACGCGGGCGGCGGCUUCGCCCUGCCGGGCAGCAGCGGGACGUACAGCGGCGACGGCGAGCGGUACCUGCUCUACUCGCCGCAGUUUGGCCUCUCGAACCAGCUCAUCGCGCUGCGCAACGCCGCCGGCUGGGCGUCGGCCCUCAACCGCACCCUCGUGCUGCCGCACCUCGUCGCGGGCCCGCCGCACGCGGCGGAGGUCUCGGUCGUGCCGCACGGCUCGCUCUUCGACGUCGCCGCCGCCGCGGCCAAGCUCCGGCCCGCGCUCCGGCUGGUCGAGAUGCGAUCCUUCCUCGGGCUAAACCUGCCGCCGGCGCGGCUGCUGCUGCCGGCGGCGCGGACGCGCUUCUCGAACGUGUCGUACGCCUACCUCGACGCGCUCGGCCUUUCGCGCUGGCGCGCCGCAGCCGGACCCCUCAGCCUACACCCCUCACGCACCCGCGGCUGCGGCGGGCACCGCGUGCUCGCCCUCGCCACCCUCUUCGGCGCCUUCGACCCGAAGCCCCUCGGCAGGAGCCCGCCCGAUUGGCGCGUCGGCGGCGAGGAAGGCCUCCGCUGGCUUGACCGGCGCGCGAUGCCCGCGCUGCUCGCGCCGCUUCCCUCCCUCGCGCAGUUGGUCGACCGCAUCGUCGCCGACGUGCGGCGCGGCGGCGGUGGCAGCGGCGGCGGCAGCGAUAGCGGCGGCAGCGGUGGCGGCAGCGGCGGUAGCGGCAGCGGCGGUGGCGGCGGCGGCGGCGGCGGCGCGCUCGCUUGCGUGCACUUGCGGCGCGGCGACUUUGUGGACGAGUGUCGUCGGUACGAGGAGGAGGCGCGGUCGGGGCACGCGCGCGGCUGGCUGCUCGCGCACUACGAGAGGGGCCUCUCUUGCCUGCCGUCGGACGAGGAGGCGCUCGGCGCGGCGGCCGCGGCGCGCGGCGAGAGAGUCGCCUACUACGGCAGCUCCGACGAGCCGGCGGCGCUGCGCGGCUCGCAGCCCGCCGGUACGCAGGUCGCCACCCUUGCCGACUCGGCGGGGCUGCUCGACGCCUUCGCCGCCGCCUCGCCCGAGCCGCUUCACCGCAGCGUACUCGCUCCCGUCGUCGACCAGCUGGUCUGCGCCCGCGCGUCGGCGUUGCUGCUCAACGUCUUCUCCACAUUCUCGCAGCUACUCAUGGCGCACAUCGGGAUGCGGCGGCCCGAGCGCGUCGGCUUCGUGCGCGAUCUCUCCGAGCUGGCGCAGCGCGACCUCGGCGUCCACGUCGACUUUUGGCGGCGGCAGAAUCCGUUCGACCCGGCCAAGCUGCUCGGCGUGCAGGUUGCGUGGGACGCGGGACGGCUAAGGAUGGUGGCCGCGCCCGGCGUCGUGGCCGACGUGUGA
Molecule: messenger RNA, 1668 nt
Organism: Emiliania huxleyi CCMP1516
Lineage: Eukaryota; Haptophyta; Isochrysidales; Noelaerhabdaceae
Exons: 3
Coding region: 1-1668 (555 amino acids)
Source: RefSeq, a predicted model, not a curated record